Cariama cristata (Red-legged seriema) is the source of this 1042-nucleotide messenger RNA. RefSeq names its product N-acetylglucosamine-1-phosphodiester alpha-N-acetylglucosaminidase-like. Lineage: Eukaryota; Metazoa; Chordata; Aves; Cariamiformes; Cariamidae. The record is from RefSeq and is a predicted model, not a curated record. The annotation marks the transcript as partial. The transcript has 8 exons.
UUACCUGUCUGAGGAAGAUGUCUUGGAUCAAGCCAACCCUUUUGUGCAGCUUGUGAGUGGGGUAGUUUGGCUCCUAAGAGAUGGAGAAGUGUACGUCAGUCAGAGUCAAAUGGCUGAGUGUGGUGAAAUUCAGACCACAGGAACCUUCGACAAGUUCAUCAAUGUGAUAUCGGCCAGGACUGCAGUUGGACACGACAGGCAGGGGCAGCUGGUCUUGGUUCAUGUGGACGGACAGACAGAAUCCAGAGGGGUCAACCUCUGGGAAAUGGCUGAAUUUCUGAAGCAGCAGGGAAUCAUCAAUGCUAUCAACCUGGAUGGUGGAGGGUCUGCAACACUGGUCUUAAAUGGGACCCUCGCAAACUACCCGUCUGAGCACUGCUCCUUUGACAGCAUGUGGCGUUGCCCUCGGAGCAUCUCGACCAUCCUGUGUAUCCACGAGCCUGCCUGCGAGCCUGCAGACUGCAACGGUCAUGGGACCUGCGUGGAAGGAGAGUGCCACUGCACCGGGGCCUUCCGGAGAGGUCCAGCCUGUGACAUCUUGGACUGUGGCCCUUCCAACUGCAGCCUGCAUGGCAUCUGCACCGACUCUGGAUGCCUGUGUGAUGCUGGCUGGACUGGCAGCAACUGCAGUGAAGCUUGUGCUAGCGGUUUCUAUGGGGAUGCUUGCACCCAGAAAUGCCACUGCCAGAACGGUGGCUCCUGUGACCCCGUGCACGGAGCCUGUUCCUGCCCGGCUGGGUACUAUGGCACCAGCUGUGAGCAAGAGUGUCCCAUAGGCUGGUACGGGCCAAACUGCCAGAAACGAUGCGCAUGUGAACACACGUGUCCCUGCAACCGGGAGACAGGCAGCUGCAACAUCACCUAUGACGUGGCAGUACAGGAGCAGUUAAACAAAGACAAGAACACAUAUAACUUUGCUACCCAACCUGAUAAACGGAUCACUAGCACCUUUGCUACACAUCUGCUCACUGGAAUAAUCAGUGGAGAUGAUGGACAAAUGUAUUUUCGGUGUGUCAUGAAGAUGCACAUGAAGAUGUCAUGA